Molecule: messenger RNA, 303 nt
Organism: Acaulospora colombiana
Lineage: Eukaryota; Fungi; Glomeromycota; Glomeromycetes; Diversisporales; Acaulosporaceae
Source: the annotation of a GenBank genome assembly
AUGUCCAAACCAACAUCACACUCCAACACCGUAAUAUCGGAGGUCGCAAAUAACAUCUUUGAGAACAUAUUACUCAUAUUAAUAGCGCUGUUUGUUUCGCUCAGCGGCUCAUCGUCGACGUCGAGGUUUUCGUGUGGUCCAAUUUGGUUGGUUGCGUUAUCGCUGGCCAAGGAAUGCCCUCUUUCCAAUUUAAUAAGUCUCGAAGUUUCACCCAAUCAAAAGGAGGCGGUGAAUUUAGCACAAAGGUGUUCACGACAAAAAGUUCUGCAAGUGAUUAUAAUUUCUUUUAAAUUAAAGAUAUAG